AUGUCGAUGGAAGAAGGAUGGUGGACCACAGGUUUCUUGUCAGAUAGUGAUGCAGCCCUCUCUGCAGCGUCGAGGACGUCCCCUGAGGCGGACUUGGAGCGUUUGACCCUCUGGUGUUUGGGCAGAUUCCAGGGCAAAGUGUCUCCUGGACACGGAGCGCUGCUUCUCUCUCCAAGACCCUCCUCCAGUGGGAUCCGACUGGGAGCAGUGUCCUUGCGUCUAUCCCUUCGUGUUGCCAUCUCCUGA
Messenger RNA from Knipowitschia caucasica, 246 nucleotides. The record is from the annotation of a GenBank genome assembly. Lineage: Eukaryota; Metazoa; Chordata; Actinopteri; Gobiiformes; Gobiidae.